AUGCCGACUCAAUCGAUUUUGGUGCUGGCCACUGCGCUGGUCUCGUCCUUCCUCGUGUCUCCCGUCGCCGCCCAGCUUCAUACCGAUUGCGACCCAUUGAACGCAACCUGUCCCCCCGACCCAGCGCUAAGCACAGCACAUACCUUCUACUUCAAUGCCACUCCACCAGAUGGCACUUUCAACAUGACCGCCGGUACUGUCGACUACAGUGUUGACAAGGGAGGCGCCUUCACAGUCGCCAAAAAGGGCGAAUCGCCGACCUUAAACUCGAACUUCUACUUUUUCGGUGGUAAGACGGAAGUACUUCUGAAAGCAGCGCCUGGUACCGGAAUCAUCAGCUCCAUCGUCUGGUCUUCCGAUGUGCUCGAUGAAGUUGAUUGGGAAUUUUUCGGAGGAAACACAACACACGUAUCUACCAAUUACUUUGGAAAGGGAGAACAAGAUUAUCAUAAUGCGAUAUACUACCCAGUCAAUGGAGGAGUGCAAGACGAUUUUCACAAUUACACUUGCGUGUGGACUGAAGACAAGUUGGAGUGGCAUAUUGACGGGCAGCUUGUUCGUACGCUCACUCCGAAAGAAGCCAACAACACAAGGAACUAUCCCCAGACACCGAUGAAGCUCAGUCUCGGUAUUUGGGCUGGUGGUGAUCCGGACCAACCGAAGGGUGUCAUUGAAUGGGCUGGAGGUGUAACUGAUUACUCCUCGCCUUACACGAUGUACGUUCAGAGCGCUCGCGUCGAGGACUUUUCUACCGGAAAAGAAUACUCCUACAGCGACCACAGCGGCAGCUGGGGAAGCAUCAAGAUCGCUAGUGGUAACUCGACUGCGAUCGAAAACAUAAACAAGGAGCCAGAGAAGACCCUGUCCCAGAAGUGGGAUGCUCUUCCCGCCAGCACCAAGACCGGUGUCUAUGCCGCCGCGGGUGGUGUCGGUGCUAUCCUCUUAGUCGCUCUGGUCUUCUACUACUUCAAGCAGAAGCGUCGUGGCAAGCAAGAGGCCGCCCUCGCAGCACAGCGCCAAGAGCAAGAACGCGUGGAACUCGAGAGAUUCAAGAAAGAAGGAAGAGACCCCGAUGCGCUCGCUUUCAACGGUGCCGAAUACGAUGCUAAGACCGGAGGAGCUGUUACCACGACAUACGCUGUGCCCGACUCACCACCCGGAAGCUCCGCCGGCCCGCCUGAGAAGGCUUGGGAUCCGACGAGCUCCGGUGCUGCUGGUGCAGGCGCUGCCAUGCCGCUACUCCGUGAUGAUGCGAUGAGUCCUCGUAUCGCUAGUCCGCGACCGGGUCCAGGUGGUCCACCACGAAAUGGCAGUUUCGCAUCCCCGAUACGUUCGCAAAGCCCUGGCUUGCCGCCACAGUUCCCGGCUCCUAACCCGCAAUCACCUAUGAACCGAAGUUUCUCGCCUGCUAAUGCGCCAAUGCGGAUGGGAUCUCCAGGUCCCCAAAAUGGUGGCUAUGGAGGUCCGCGAAUGAACAGCCCUGCGCCUAACCGUGGCCCUGGUAGCCCCGCUUCCCCAGGACCUAACUAUGGUCAAUACGGAGGAUACCGGUGA
Hypoxylon trugodes is the source of this 1554-nucleotide messenger RNA. RefSeq names its product glycoside hydrolase family 16 protein. The transcript has 2 exons. The coding region runs from base 1 to 1554 and encodes 517 amino acids. NCBI's taxonomy places the organism in Eukaryota, Fungi, Ascomycota, Sordariomycetes, Xylariales, Hypoxylaceae. Gene Ontology annotation, molecular function: hydrolase activity, hydrolyzing O-glycosyl compounds; glycosyltransferase activity. Gene Ontology annotation, cellular component: fungal-type cell wall. Gene Ontology annotation, biological process: fungal-type cell wall organization; carbohydrate metabolic process. The record is from RefSeq and is a predicted model, not a curated record.